Carassius gibelio (silver crucian carp) is the source of this 3240-nucleotide messenger RNA. Its product is annotated as bifunctional 3'-phosphoadenosine 5'-phosphosulfate synthase 2-like. Gene Ontology annotation, biological process: 3'-phosphoadenosine 5'-phosphosulfate biosynthetic process; sulfate assimilation. NCBI's taxonomy places the organism in Eukaryota, Metazoa, Chordata, Actinopteri, Cypriniformes, Cyprinidae. Gene Ontology annotation, molecular function: sulfate adenylyltransferase (ATP) activity; adenylylsulfate kinase activity; ATP binding. The coding region runs from base 492 to 2336 and encodes 614 amino acids. The record is from RefSeq and is a predicted model, not a curated record. The transcript is spliced from 12 exons.
CUUGAAAUUAUUUUAUAUUAUUUUAUUAGAAAAAGUUUUUUUUAGGUCUUUUAGGUAGGCUCUUUGACGACAGCAAAUAGAAAAUUAUAGACAGGAAGUCUCUUAAAAAGUCGACUCUAUGAAAAGUUGUUGAAUUAUUUGUAUUUUGACCAAAAAGUCAUUUUAAUUUUACACAUGAUUGCAGAACAAGGGGUUAUCUUUCUCUUUACAUCCUACUCCCCGCCUGCUUUCUCUCCGGUAGCGCAUGGCCCCUCCUCCUCCUCAGUGCAGUCUCACACCGGUUCUGCUCUCCAUUCAACCGUAUGGCAUGCAGAUUGCGGGAGCCGGGAGGCUGGACAAGGGCAGGGCUGCGAGGUGUUUUGCUACACUCUUAAAAACACUUCUCUCUCCGCGUCUCCACAAACUACCUUCAAGAAGUUCACCUGCGAGUUCAGUCUGCCCCGCCUCCCAGCGAAGGUCCAAUCCCGAGCGCACUUCACUAUUGGAGAGAGAUGCCUGGAAACGCAACACCGAGACCGAAUCUGCAGAAGUCUACUAAUGUGGUUUACCAGGCCCAUCAUGUCAGCCGCAGCAAGAGAGGGCAGGUCGUGGGAACCAGAGGAGGUUUCAGAGGAUGCACAGUCUGGCUCACAGGUCUGUCCGGGGCUGGUAAGACAACGGUGGGAUUUGCUUUAGAGGAGUAUCUGGUCUCUCACUCCAUUCCCUGCUACUCUUUGGAUGGUGAUAACAUCCGUCACGGCCUGAAUAAGAACCUGGGCUUUACUUCUUUGGAUCGAGAGGAGAAUAUUCGCCGUGUUGCUGAAGUGGCCAAACUGUUUGCAGAUGCUGGGCUUGUUUGCAUUACAAGCUUCAUCUCACCAUUUACCAAAGACCGUGCAGAGGCCCGGGCGAUCCAUGAGAAAGCAGGUUUGCCGUUUUUUGAGGUGUUUGUGGACGCUCCUCUGGAGGUGUGCGAGAGCAGAGAUGUUAAAGGACUCUACAAAAAAGCAAGAUCAGGAGAGAUUAAAAGCUUCACUGGUAUAGAUUCUGAGUAUGAGUGUCCAGAGGCUCCUGAGCUGAUUCUGAAGACCGGAAAGCUCACAGUGAACGAAUGCAUUCAGCAGUUGGUAGACCUUUUGAAGGAACAGAGCAUCGUUCCCAGUGGAGCUGUAGAGGAGAUUCAUGAACUCUUUGUGCCUGAAAACAACCUCAAGCUGGCACAGACAGACGCCAGCCCCCUGCCCUCUAUCAGCAUCACCAAGUUGGACUUACAGUGGGUGCAGGUGUUGGCUGAAGGAUGGGCUAGUCCUCUGAAGGGCUUCAUGAGGGAGAGAGAAUACCUACAAGUCAUUCACUUCAACAGCCUACUGGAUGGUGGUACCAUCAAUCUCUCAGUACCCAUUGUACUUCCUGUUGCAACGGAGGUUAAAGAACAUCUACAGGGCAGCAUGGCUGUGGCUCUGGAGUACCAGGGAAAACGUGUCGCCAUCUUACGCAACCCAGAGUUCUUUGAGCAUCGAAAAGAAGAGCGAUGUGCUCGUCAAUGGGGGACAACCUGCCCCAAACACCCUUAUAUAAAGAUGGUUUUGGAAAGCGGUGAUUGGCUGGUAGGAGGUGAACUAGAGGUAUUGGAGAGAAUCAGAUGGAACGAUGGGCUGGAUCAGUACCGUCUCACUCCACGGGAGCUGAAGCAGAAAUUUAAAGAGAUGAAAGCAGAUGCAGUGUUUGCUUUUCAGCUCAGGAACCCGGUGCACAAUGGCCAUGCCCUGCUUAUGACUGACACGCGUCGACGAUUGGAGGAACGCGGGUAUCGAAGGCCAGUGCUACUUUUGCAUCCUUUGGGUGGCUGGACCAAAGAUGAUGACGUGCCUCUAGAUUGGAGGAUGAAACAACAUGCAGCCGUGCUGGAGGAUGGCAUCCUAGACCCACAAUCCACCAUUGUGGCCAUCUUUCCCUCCCCUAUGAUGUAUGCUGGGCCUACAGAGGUCCAGUGGCACUGCCGUGCAAGGAUGAUAUCAGGAUCUAAUUUUUACAUUGUGGGUCGUGAUCCUGCUGGGAUGCCCCACCCAGUGACAGGACAGGACCUGUAUGAGCCAUCUCAUGGAGGUAAAGUUCUGUCCAUGGCCCCUGGACUCACCUCUGUGGAGAUUAUCCCCUUCAGAGUGGCUGCAUACAAUAAGACCAAGAAAGCUAUGGACUUCUAUGACAAAGACAGGCAUGCUGAUUUUGAGUUCAUCUCUGGGACCAAGAUGCGCAAACUGGCCCGCAGUGGAGAGAACCCUCCAGAUGGCUUCAUGGCCCCUAAAGCCUGGAAGGUCCUCACAGAUUAUUACAUUUCUCUACAGAAAGAUGAGUGAUGACACAUACAGGAAGUUCCAACAAACAGAAAACCUCAGAUCACAGCGCAUGUUGUCCACACUGAGAAUGACUCAGUACAUUAAACUACAUCAAGGCAUUGAGAAAUGAAGGCACAUCCUUACAACUAGCUGGUAGCAAAGGUGGUCAAGACUUUACUACAGAAUGGUUUUUAACUGGAAAUAUGACCAUGGUUUGUCAACUGUGAAAUUUAAACUGAUGUGCCUUGAUUAACAGAUUGUCAAUCCCAAAGAUAUUAUGAGAUCUAUUUCUUAAAUUGUAUUUAAAAAACAUGUCUUGUAAACUUACAGAAAGAAAAAGUAUAUCAACUGUAAUCUAAAUGAAUCAAGUGGAUACAAUUUUUACGAUUUUAAAGAAAAAAUACAGAUGAAAUGGUUAUAUUGUAAAAUAUUGUUACAAUUCAAAUUAACUGUUUUAAUAUAUUUUUAAAUGUAAUUUAUUCCUCUGAUGGCAAUGCUUAUGGACAUUUUCUGUAACAAUUUAAACUUCUUUUUUUGUCAGUUUUGAUUAAUGUAUCUUGCUGAAUAUAUUAAUUUAUUUUUAAAAAUCUUACUGACCCCAAACUUUAAGUUGACAUAUAUAUCAAAAAGGUGUUCAUACAGCCACAAAUACAGUCAGAUUUCACCCUCCAACCAAAAUAAUUUUGUUUACAAAAAAAAAAAAAAAAUGUAACCCCCCAGGAAAGGGGCUGCUAUCUGGGGAUCAUAUUCCAGAAAUUAUAAUAGGAAAAUAUAUUAUCAUUAAUAUAUUUAUUUUAUUCAUUCAAAGAGAAUAAUGAAUAACACUGUCUCAUUAAAGAUUAAACAGUGUAUACAAUAUUAUGUUAUUUGGCUAUUCUGUAUAUCAUGUCUCUUUUAAUUAAAGCUUUUCAAUGUGAUGACAUAA